This is a messenger RNA of Seminavis robusta, 777 nucleotides long. The record is from the annotation of a GenBank genome assembly. NCBI's taxonomy places the organism in Eukaryota, Bacillariophyta, Bacillariophyceae, Naviculales, Naviculaceae.
AUGCUGUUGACGCUAAGUGGUUCUUUGAGCAGGGGAGAGCGGUUUGAGACCAAGAAGGAAAACGGAGAACCUUUCUUGGGAGUGGUCAUGAAGCGGGGAUGUGACUAUCAGCGCGCUGGAGCUCAUUUCAGCCUCAGUGCGGUGUUCUAUACACGGGAGCAUAUCCAUGGAGCAUUUCAUGAUGGAAGUGACGUUUCUUAUGGUAACAUCAGAGAAGAGUGGAAGCUCCACGUUACGCAAGCUCCAAGCGGACAGUGGCUCACGAUGAACAACAGGAUGCUGUUUGCAUACAAUUCGUUGCGAUACGCAGACGGGGAAGCAGAUGGCGGAGACAAACACAUUCAGGAUAUACUGCUGGAAAUGGAAAAAGUUCAGGUGGUACCAUAUUCGGAAGCAAGGAGCAUCUUGGAGAGUCUCGACACGCCUCAAGACAAUGGCAAUACGUGCUACGUUCUCGGUGAUCCGUACCGAGAGGAUUGGAUCUGCAGCGAUCUAGUGGAUCCUGAGGCUUAUUACAAGUACGUUCUAGAGUACCCAAGCCUUGAACAGGAGAAAGUAGAGUACCCGGGCCUUGAGCAGGAGGAAGAAGAGUACUCGACCUUUGAACAGGAGGAAGAAGAGGACUCGACCUUUGAAGAGGAGGAAGAAGAGUACACAACCUUUGAACAUGAGGAAGAAGAGGAAGAGAAAUUCAAAUUCCUCUUCCUCUUUAUUUUGCCAUCGCUUCUCCUUAGACGAAUGUUGGGUGCUUGUGUUUAUGGGGAGGAAUUCGAAUAA